AUGAACUACCCCCUAACCCUGGACAUGGACUUCAUGAACUACAACCUGGAGGACCUGUACAAGGAAUUAGGCAGCUACAAUGACAGUACGGAGACCCACACAAUGGAAAAUCACCUCUGCUCCACAGUUGAGGGGCCCCUGCUGACCUCCUUCAAGGCCGUGUUCGUGCCCGUGGCCUAUGGGCUCAUCUUCCUCCUGGGCAUGAUGGGCAACAUCCUGGUGCUGGUGAUCCUGGAGCGGCACCGGCAAACGCGCAGCUCAACCGAGACCUUCCUGUUCCACCUGGCGGUGGCCGACCUCCUGCUGGUCUUCAUCCUGCCCUUUGCUGUGGCCGAGGGCUCCGUGGGCUGGGUCCUGGGCAGCUUCCUCUGCAAAACCGUGAUUUCUCUGCACAAGAUCAACUUCUACUGCAGCAGCCUGCUCCUGGCCUGCAUCGCCGUGGACCGCUACCUGGCCAUCGUCCACGCCGUCCACGCCUACCGCCACCGCCGCCUCCUCUCCAUCCACAUCACCUGUGCAACCAUCUGGCUGGCGGGCGUCUUCUUCGCCUUGCCAGAGAUCCUUUUCGCCAAGGUCAGUCAACCCCAUUACAACGACUCUCUGCCACGCUGCACCUUCCCCCAAGAGAACCAGGCCGAAACCAAUGCCUGGUUCACCUCCCGCUUUCUCUAUCACAUCGGAGGAUUCCUGCUGCCAAUGCUGGUGAUGACCUGGUGCUAUGUCGGGGUGGUGCACAGGCUGUGCCAGGCCCAGCGGCGUCCUCAGCGGCAGAAGGCGGUCAGGGUGGCCAUCCUUGUGACAAGUGUCUUCUUUCUCUGCUGGUCACCCUACCACGUCGUUAUCUUCCUGGACACCCUGACGAGGCUGAAGGCCCUGGGCAGUAGCUGUGAGUUCAAUGGCUAUCUCUCCGUGGCCAUCACCAUGAGUGAGUUCCUGGGCCUGGCCCACUGCUGCCUCAAUCCCAUGCUCUACACGUUUGCCGGCGUGAAGUUCCGCAGUGACCUGUCGCGGCUUCUGACCAAGCUGGGCUGUGCCGGCCCUGCCUCUCUUUGCCAGUUCUUCCCUAGUUGGCGCAAGAGCAGCCUCUCGGAGUCAGAGAAUGCCACCUCCCUCACCACCUUCUAGGUCCUAGCCCCCCUUUGUUUCUGCUUUCCUUGGGGCAGGCAGUGAUGCUCGAACUCCUUCCAACAGGAUCUGGGAUC
Molecule: messenger RNA, 1202 nt
Organism: Balaenoptera ricei (Rice's whale)
Lineage: Eukaryota; Metazoa; Chordata; Mammalia; Artiodactyla; Balaenopteridae
Gene: CXCR5
Product: C-X-C motif chemokine receptor 5
Exons: 2
Coding region: 1-1125 (374 amino acids)
Biological process (GO): chemotaxis; lymph node development; immune response
Cellular component (GO): membrane
Molecular function (GO): C-X-C chemokine receptor activity
Source: RefSeq, a predicted model, not a curated record